Messenger RNA from Trichoderma reesei QM6a, 2214 nucleotides. RefSeq lists its product as uncharacterized. Gene Ontology annotation, cellular component: Holliday junction resolvase complex; nucleus. Bases 1 to 2214 code for a protein of 737 amino acids. Lineage: Eukaryota; Fungi; Ascomycota; Sordariomycetes; Hypocreales; Hypocreaceae. Gene Ontology annotation, biological process: double-strand break repair; replication fork processing; resolution of meiotic recombination intermediates. The record is from RefSeq and is a predicted model, not a curated record. The transcript is spliced from 2 exons. Gene Ontology annotation, molecular function: DNA binding; nuclease activity.
AUGGCUCCCCAGGUGAUUGAUCUCAUCUCGUCCAGUCCGUCCUUGCCUGCCAGAGAAGCAUCGCCAUUGGCAUCAUCGCCCAUUGCCAUCGACAGUCCACCGCAGAACAAGCAUGGAAGGUCUCGGUCACGCUCACCGAACCUGUUUGUAACCUCCGACUUGGACAUUACCGACGACGAAUUUGGCCGCCGCGAUGCCAGAACCGCCAAGAGGCUGCGGAUAUCUGAAACCGAAUCACUGCCUGCCAGUGUUUCUCGGGCACCACAACCUCCCUUUCUCAGCGCCACAUCGAACAGGCCAAGCCGAGUAGAAUUCGAUCCAAUCGAGUUUACGAGCUCCCUCGAACUGGACACCCCCAAAAUCCAACACCACGCUGGCGCAGCCUCUAAUGCCUUGCGUCUUGAUCAGACACAUCAGGCACCUCCAAACACAGGCUUGAGCUCCGAUCCUUUUGCAAGCUCUCCUCCUCCUCCUCCUCCUCCUCUUGCUGCUGCUGAGCCGAAGUCAAGGCCGAGCCAACGUUCGACUACAGACGUCACCGACCCUUUCGCAAGCUCGCCACUUCCUCCUCAUAACCCCCUAGCCGCCACUCCGCCAGUCGUACGGGUAGCACGUGCAGCAAGAGAGCGGCCGGAGUCAGCGCAUCCGUUACCAAGUGAUGUUGGGUCGCCUGACCCUUUUGCCAGCUCCCCAGAUGCCAACGUCCCUCAACCUGCCAAAGUUUCCACCUCUCGCAGAGCAGUGUCUGUAGAGGUGGCUGACCAACCCUGGGGGCGGAGGCACUGGGAUCCGAUAUCAAGUUCAGCCCCAGAGCAGACCCCACGAAUCUCUCCUGCGAAGAGAUCUCUUGCCGAACCGCGGGAUGCCGGGCCGGUCGUUAUCAGCAUCGACUCGGACUCUGCAGGCACAUCGGACGACGAGUUCCCUGACAUUGCCAACCUCGGCGCGUCCAGUUUCAGACCGCGUCCCCGCUCCCCCAUUCGACGCUCUCGGAGCGAUGUCAUAUCCUCAAGAAGUAGCAGGCCUAGGGCGGCUACGAGUGCGGCUACAGCAAAAACCGCAGAACAACGAGCUCGUGAUAAGGAGGCCCAGACAGCAGCCAAAGCCGCAGAAAAGGAACGAAAGCGGCUGGAGAAGGAACAGCUGAAAGAGGCCAAAGCCCUGGAAAAAGAGCGCGCUACUGCAUUGGCAGAGGUGAACAAGGUCCGGACAGAUAAGAAAGUGUCGACUCCGGAAAUGAUUCUCAACAUGCCGUCAGGCAUAGCGGAAGGGCUCAAAGUACAGCUAGAGACUCUGCUGGACGGGCUAACCGUAGAACACACUACCUGGAACAGCCCUGUUGCCAACGCUUUCAAGUGGCAGAGGAAGGUUCGGAGUCGGUUUGACGAAGAGAUGGGCCACUGGGAGCCUGUCCCGCUGCGCGUCAUGCCGGAGAAGCACGUUCUGAUAUUGAUGACGGCAGAUGAGUUUGUGGGCAUGGCUGUCGAUGACACGGUAGACUCCACUGUGUCCCAAGCAAAGAGACACUUCCCUGGCCACGAACUCAUCUACCUUCUCGAGGGUAUGAACCUCUGGGUGAGAAAGAACCGCAAUAUCCGGAACCGCAGAUUCACAUCCGGCGUGCGCGCGCAAGAUCAACCGCCUCCCGAAGCAAUGGCGGCAUCAUCAUCAUCGACGACAACGACGACGGCGACCACGGCACCAGCUGUACCUCGCAGGCGCCGUAGGAACGCCGCUGCCGAGGAGUACAUUGCCGAAGACAUUGUCGAAGACGCAAUGCUGCACCUGCAAAUCGAGCACGACGUUCUCAUCCACCACACGGCCGUGCCGCUAGAAUCAGCCCAAUGGAUCGUUGCCUUUACGCAACAUAUAUCGACUAUUCCAUACAAGAAGAUGCGCGACAAGAUGACUUCUGCGGCGGGUUUCUGCAUGGAGAGCGGGCAGGUCCGCACGGGCGACGACGCCCGCGACACGUACGUCCGGAUGCUGCAGGAGAUUGCGCGCGUUACGGCUCCGAUUGCGUACGGGAUCGUGUCGGAGUUUGACUCGGUGAGCAAGCUUGUUACGGGCCUUGAGCAAGGAGGGCCGUUGGCGUUGGAGAGCGUGCGCAAGAGCCUGAAUAAAGAUGGCGUGGCGUCGGAGAGGACGGUUGGACAGGCUGAUAAAUGUAGGGAUAGGAUAGAUGUCACCUCAGAGGUUCGAGAUUCGAGAUGA